Messenger RNA from Onychostoma macrolepis, 941 nucleotides. RefSeq lists its product as uncharacterized. The record is from RefSeq and is a predicted model, not a curated record. The transcript has 5 exons. Lineage: Eukaryota; Metazoa; Chordata; Actinopteri; Cypriniformes; Cyprinidae. The coding region runs from base 174 to 833 and encodes 219 amino acids.
UGGAGCUCCACCUAGUGGCUGUGUGUCUGGUGCAGAUGAAACAGGGUCAGUGUGUCAGCGAUGGAAGGAGAUUCCGUCACUCUACAUACUGAUAAAAACAAGAGAAGGGGGAAAGGAGCAGCAGGAGAGGAGUUCAGUUUGAUGAGAUAAGAGACACCAGUGUGAAUCAUGGUAUGUUUAGAGCAGAAACAGAUGAGACAAUGUCAGUGACGGAAGGGGAUCCUGUUACUUUAUACACUGGUCUUACUGAAAUACUGAAUGAUGAUACCGUACUGUGGGUGUUUGGACCUAAAGGUUUGGUCAUUUCUCAAAUAACAAGAAAGAACGACCUGACCUCAUUUUUUGUCACUGAUGAUGUGAGAUUCAGAGGCAGAUUGCAGUUGGAACAAAACACUGGUUCUCUCACCAUCAGAAACACCAGAAUCAGACACUCUGGACAAUAUAAACUAACGGUCUCUAGAGAAAAGACUACGACUAAGAAAUUUAAUGUUACUGUAAUUGGUGUGGUUGGUGAGACAGGUGGAGUGACAUCAGUAUCAGUGAUGGAGGGAGAUUCUGUCACUCUACAGAAUGAUCAAGUACAGCGAGACGAUCUGAUCGUGUGGAGGUUUGGAGAUAAAGGCAUCCUCCUGGCUAAAAUCGAUGUGGAAACUAAUGAGACCUCAUUAAAUGAUGCUGAUGAGAGAUUCAUAAACAGACUGCAGCUGGGUCAGACCGGAUCACUGACCAUCAAGAACACAAGAACCGAACAUGCUGGACUUUAUGAGCUACAGAUCAGAGGCCGCGAGAGCUCACAGCGAUUCCUUGUUUCUGUCACUUGUGAGUCUUUAUAAAGCAAGUCUUUCAAAGUAAUGAUAUGGAAUAAAGCUAGAUCAGCAUUUAGAACAGAUAAUUGGACAAAUUAUACACUGGAAAACAAUAAGUUUAUUUUUUAUUUUUUU